CAGCCUGGCUACAACCGAGAUGUGAGGGAGCGAAGGAGCAUAUUGGUAGUUGUGUCCUGCUGCUGCCUGCAUCUCCCUUCCCCUGUGUCCCUGGCAUUGUCCCUCCCCUGCACUCACAUCUCCAGCCUGGGCUACUGGGUAUCCGACAUGCCGACCUGCAUAGUGAAGGGAUGUCUGCACAGCUGCAAGCGGAAGAAGCAGUUCCCGCACGUCGUCCUUCACGUUUUUCCCGGAAAUCUCACCAUAAUAAAGAACUGGCUGCAACACAUUCCCCAGAAUUUCGGAGACAUCAACGAGAUGGCACUUAAAAUUUUAGAAGGAAAAAAAAGCGACACCUUCCGUCUGUGUUCGGAACAUUUCACCCCGGAUAGUUACACGUACCAGGGCACCAAACGGGUUCUUAAAAAAGAGGCGGUGCCGACGCUCUUCCCCGAAACCUUUUCAUCUGCGUUCGUCAAUCUGAGUGCGCAACGAUUUAAAAAGAAAAAGGGGAAAGAUGCGGAGUCAGAACCUGACUUGCAGUCCAUAUCAUCACUUCUGUCCAUCGCCACUUUCCCAUAUUCCUUAACUUCGUCUCUGCUUCAGGCCCCGCACAAACCAGAAGAUGCUUCCGGAACUUAUUCAUCAGCUUUGCUACCGUCUCCGCACCCAGAAACUUCUCUUCUGGAGCCGACCGAGACAUCUGCGGAAACCUCCUCCCAGUCAAAUCCGCCGACGGAGGAAAGAUCAUCUGGACUACAACAACCUUCCUGUGCUCAUUGCAACAAAUCUAUCCCGAAAAGUGCAAUAUUUGUCGACACCGACAUGAACACUGAUUAUUUUUAUAGGAAAAAGAGUGUGUCGACCAAUACGUUCACUAAAUUUGGUAAGAAGAGUGUCGCGUCGCAGAAGAUGAUUUUUCAGAAAAAUAAGGGUUUGCAGUGUAAACUCAUUACGGGUCAGUACCAAGUCCCAAGAAUCCAGUCUUUGUCAACUCUACUAAACUCAGCUGGCACUCAGGCCCACUCCACAAACAGCUAUAAUGGGCCGGCUCUGGAUAUGAGUUCAACCUGUCUGAGAAUGAGAGAGGAAGCAGAGUCCGAUUCCGUUGGUAUAAAGGGUGUAGAUAUGCGCGUGGGUGCUACAGAACACAUAGACCUGACCUAUGAACCUUUAGUUCAGAACACAUACAAUGCCAAAGUUGCCGAUGAUGAAUGCGAAGUGGAAUCUACAGUCGAUUCAGAGAAUCUGACGGAUUUGGGAUACAAAGAUGAGGUUGAUGAGAACAAGUUUCUUGUAUUCGAGUCUUGUCUGGAUAAACUUCUGUGGGGCUCACGUUGCAGGGGAGGGAGGAACUGUCCGGCAGCCAUUAAGAGCAUUCGGAAGAAAAUAACCGGAUCUUUCCUAAGUGUAAAUGCUGUUUGUGCCAAAGGACAUUCAUUCCAUCUUUGGGACAGUCAACCCAAAAAGGGUCACAUGCCGAUCGGCGAUGUGUUAAUGUCGGCCGCCAUCGUACUAAGCGGCUCCAGUUACAGCAAAGUGAGUUACAUGAAUAAAAUUCUGGGGCUCAGGCAGAUCGGGAAGGAAACCCAUUAUCGCCACCAAAGACUCUUCCUGUUCCCGACCAUCAAUCACCACUGGGAAUUGGAGCAGCACCGAGUGAUGAAAGAGUUGGGGCAGAAACCAGUGUGCCUCGUCGCUGAUAGGAAUUGCCACAGUGCAGAAAAGCGCUGUGUUUGCACAUUUAUGGAGGCAACCUCAAAGAAAAUUGUGAGCUUGAAGGUGGAUCAAGCGUCGCCUGAAACAUCUUCCCUCGCACUCGAGAGACAAACAUUCCAAAGCGCCUUGGAUAAUGUGCUGCAGUGCAACGUAAAUGUUCAGCUGGUCUGUACGGAGCCGCGGCCCUGGGUAAAGAACCUGAUGGAAGAGAAUUAUGGGCACAUCCUACAUGAGUUUGAUGCCUGGCGCUACGGGAAAUCCGUUGGUAACAGAGUGGCUGCCGCCAGCAAAAAGAGAAACUGUUCCGAGCUUGCCCAGUGGAGCGCCCCAGUGAGAAACCAUUUAUGGUGGGCGGUUAGAUCAUGUGAAGGCAACACGGAACUAAUGAUGGAGAAGUGGAACUCACUAAUAUAUCACGUAAUUGGGGUACAUAAAUGGAGGACGGGUGCGCUCUAUCACGGCUGUGAACAUGCGCCUCAGGAGGAUGAAGUGACAAGAUCGUUUCUAGGGAAAGGUUCUAGAGCUCAUAGAAAGCUGAGAGAGAUUGUACUGAGUCGGGACAUCAACAAAGAUCUCCCAAAGCUGCGGAAUAUUUGUCACAUGGGGGAGCUGGAUGUGUUCCGCAGCAACGCCCUCAAGUACCGGCCAAAGCAAAGCCACUUCUCUACCCAUUCCUUAAUUGCACGGACUCAGCUGGCCGCACUAGACCACAAUAGGAAUGUCCAUCACCAGCUGGCCAUCUUGGCUAAUGGAAGAGAUGAGGAAGUGCUUAGGGAGGACUAUCCCAGGGUGGAAUUCCGUGAGUUGAAGAAGGACUGGAGAGUGAAACCUGUCUAUGACUUGGCGCGGUGUCAUUUUAUAUUCACUAUCAUGAAAGACGUGGUCAGAUACGUGUAUGGGGAAAAGUGUCCUGGGUAGCGGCGACUCCCUUCUGAAUCCAAACCCAACAGGGAGAGGGCCACAUACAGAAUAAAGAUCUUCUCAAGGGUCGCCAGUCACAUGACUGAUAUCUGUAGAUCACAUCGAUCUGUGUUUCAUUAACUUUUGCCAAAUGAGGGAACAUCCAAUAAAAAUGCAGCUAUUUCUUAUAGAUAUAAAUGUGUAUAUAGAGUUUAGAAUAAAUAUCCUGGAAAAUGAA
Messenger RNA from Xenopus tropicalis (tropical clawed frog), 2836 nucleotides. RefSeq lists its product as uncharacterized. Gene Ontology annotation, molecular function: DNA binding. Lineage: Eukaryota; Metazoa; Chordata; Amphibia; Anura; Pipidae. The record is from RefSeq and is marked predicted.